AUGACCAUUGAUGACGACGAAGUGAUAGACGAGAUGAGGAGUAGGACUCAAGCGAAAGGGGAGAAAAUAUCCUCCUACAUAACCAGUUUGCGACUUAUAAUGGGGCAUCUUAGGAAACCAUUGUCGUCCAGGGAACAGGUUAAAAUCGCUUAUAAGGGACUUACCCCCACUUAUCGGAAACAAGUUGAUUCAUCGGGGUUAGAAUCACUCUCGAAAUUAGAGAGAAAUUUGCGACAGUUCGAAAAGGUUCUAGAUCUCGACGACAGAUACGUCCCCCCUCCUCCUAAAGAGAAAAUGCGUUUUCCCGCCGCGGCUUAUAAGGGUACGAAGAAGGAUGAGAAAAAGCCAUCUUCCUCAAAAGAGACGAAGAAGAUAGCGGCUUUAGAAAACGAGUCAGCGACGGGUAGCGAGGUAGAGAAGGUGGUCGACAAGAAGAGUAAGGGGAAAAAGUCGAAGAAGACAAAGAAGACUGAUUCUGAGAAGGGAACUAUAGAGGUGAAUGCAAUUAAGCAAUCAAGUCCUCAGCCAUCCGCGACUCCGAUACGGGCUUCUAACCCUCCUCCUACUUUUGCGACAGUGGCCGCUGGGAAAGGCAAGCGUCAGUUUCCACCAAAACAAGGAGUUGGAAACACUGGACAUACAACACAAAUUGCGACGGGCGGGUCGAAGCCAUUUGUGGGGGCAUGUUUCACAUGUCAAAUGGUCGGACACAAAGUUUCGGAAUGCCCCAUGAGGACAUGCUUUGUUUGUCAACAGCGUGGUCAUUUCGCGGCACAGUGCCCAGCAGAGUCCAGGUUGAAUCCUGCCUUGUUUGUCGAUCACCAGGCGUGA
Molecule: messenger RNA, 831 nt
Organism: Leptopilina boulardi
Lineage: Eukaryota; Metazoa; Arthropoda; Insecta; Hymenoptera; Figitidae
Exons: 1
Coding region: 1-831 (276 amino acids)
Biological process (GO): positive regulation of cytoplasmic translation
Cellular component (GO): cytoplasm
Molecular function (GO): translation regulator activity; zinc ion binding; single-stranded RNA binding
Source: RefSeq, a predicted model, not a curated record